AUGGCAUCGAGGAUCAGUAGUGACAUCAAUCAAGAUGUGUAUCUGGAUAUAGUGAUGGCUUUGUGGUCAUGGGAUCUGUCUCAGCCCUGCAAUGAACGACGACCUCAUGCCUGUAUCCAUCAACGCUGUAUCGGUGGUCGCAUUCCUCAGCUUCAGCGAUAUUUUGCGUACUACAAAGCAAUUGUCUCGACUUACAUGGAUGCAACUUCAGCGACAACCAGAAGAAUAAAAACGCAUGAGGACCUUUUCCAUAUCAUUUCCAUCUUGAAAACGAAUCCAGACGCCACUCUGUUAGAGCUGUGCCGUUUGAUUGAUCAAAGCACAGGCUCCCAGACGGCUGAUGGAACGAGAACAGUCGAUGCAGUGGCACUUGGUGUAAAGACUCUUUUGAUGGUCGACCCUUCAGCUCUGCAUCAUUCUUCUGACAGACUUGAGAAAGGGACAUACCGAAUUCACUGGAAAGAGGACGUGCCUUUCAGCAAAUACAUACAAGACUCGUUUCCACUUGGCAAUCACAGCAUUCUUAGUUACGAUAAUAGCGAGUCGUUCGCAGACGUCAAGAAGGAGCUCAAGGCGGUCAACCUGAAGAAGCGACUAGGAAUCACUAUCAAGGCGACAUCAGAUAUUCGAAACCACCUGCACUUUGACAGAAAAAACAACUACCUCGAGGUUUAUCACUACACUUCUUUUCUAAAAGAACAGUUGAGAGUGACUCGGGAUGUUGGAGAUUGCUCCAGUCCGUCUUCAUCACUCAAGAGAGGAGUAUUACCACGCCAACUAGUCCUCGAAGUAUUGGACUCCUUACAAGGAACUCUGUUCCCGCUCUCAGAUCCAAGAUCUAAGAAGCUUCUCCGCUCACUCAUAUCAAAAUGCUCUUUCGAUCCAGACAUCCUCAACUUCGAAGUCAGUUCUGUCAGACGUGUAGGAGAAGAGAGCGUUCCAUAUGUCUAUCUAGCCGAUCGACUGGCAGACUUGUACAACGAGCUCCAAACUCCUCGACCUCGCGGUUGGCUCCAGCAGUCGAUGCAGAGAAAGAGUGGUGCCAGACAUGUAAUGAUGGCUACACUCGUCGGAGUUAUCUUUGCUGUGCUUUUGGGAAUAGCGUCGCUUGCUGUGAGUUCAUAUCAAGCCUGGAUAGCAUAUCAGGCGUGGAAGCACCCUGUUCAACCAUCCUAG
Fusarium oxysporum Fo47 is the source of this 1176-nucleotide messenger RNA. RefSeq lists its product as uncharacterized. The transcript is spliced from 2 exons. The record is from RefSeq and is a predicted model, not a curated record. Lineage: Eukaryota; Fungi; Ascomycota; Sordariomycetes; Hypocreales; Nectriaceae. The coding region runs from base 1 to 1176 and encodes 391 amino acids.